Molecule: messenger RNA, 660 nt
Organism: Mangifera indica (mango)
Lineage: Eukaryota; Viridiplantae; Streptophyta; Magnoliopsida; Sapindales; Anacardiaceae
Exons: 3
Coding region: 102-440 (112 amino acids)
Source: RefSeq, a predicted model, not a curated record
AACGCUCUUUUCACGUUACUCUCAAGUUUCAGUGCGCUUCCUCUCUACCUUUUCUUCCGCUGCCAGCGCCUUCUUUUCACGGGAAACAGACAAAGACUCCAAUGGAAAAAGUGGCCGAAACGCCAUUGAGAAGUCCUGAGCAAGCAGAAAACACCCUCUUAGAGCUCAAAACUCCCCUUCAGAAUGGGCAAACUGAUGAGCAAAUUCCGCAGGAAUCAGGCAAUGAGUUGAAGAAAACCAAUACCCCAGAUCGGCUUAAAGUGCCUAAGGCAUUUAAGUACACCGAAAGGUAUAGAAGCCCUACUGAUUCAAUGAUGUCACCAGUAUCAAAAGGAUUGCUUGCCAGAAACAGAAAGGGAGCUGUACUUUUGCCGCCUAGCAUAAGUCAGCCCAAGAUUCAGGAAUUGCUUGUUCAAGAAGUGGGUUUGUUUCAAAAUUGACCGUAGUGGAUAAGAGAGUUGAAUGAUCAGAUGGAUUCUUGAACCUGAUGAAUUUAUCUGCUGUCAAAUGGUGGUGGAUUGUUUGUAAAACAGGAAGAAGGUUUAUGGGUUAUGAAGAGUCUAUUGUUUACAUUUCACUGGAUGUGUUAAUGUGAUUUUUCCUCAGCUUUUUUGCAAUUUGAAUCAGUACUUCUGUUAUAAAAAAGGAAAACUUCUUUCA